Onychostoma macrolepis is the source of this 2748-nucleotide messenger RNA. It is a transcript of the gene stk33, whose product is annotated as serine/threonine kinase 33. The transcript has 15 exons. NCBI's taxonomy places the organism in Eukaryota, Metazoa, Chordata, Actinopteri, Cypriniformes, Cyprinidae. Gene Ontology annotation, molecular function: ATP binding; protein kinase activity. Bases 570 to 2054 code for a protein of 494 amino acids. Gene Ontology annotation, biological process: protein phosphorylation. The record is from RefSeq and is a predicted model, not a curated record.
AACCGUUGGCAGUGUUGCCAAGUCUACGGUGUUCACGAAUCCCGCGGAAUUGGGCUACUUUAACGCUCUUUCCGCGGGAUGUUUUUCAUGUCCGCGAGUUGAAGCGACCCCAGUAACGUGAUAUUUAGCCCCUGGAACGCGACUUUUAUCAGAGGGACUCCGCCAAAAACGUGUAUUUUACCCCACUGGAACGCGAUUUUUACCGGGAAUCCCCAGUGAAAAGCGAUUGGGCUAGUUGGCAAACCUGACCGUUGGUGUAGUGAAUUCAAAUUCCCGUGAGCUGGAGAGCGAGAGAGUGGAGCCGAUGCAGAGAAUCGACAAACAUCAUUUACAGACGGAUUUUCCAUCAUUAAAGUUAUGUGUAACCCACCAUUGCUAGGUCUGAGCUUACGAGGCACCAUUUAGUCAGAAGUCAGAAGUGUAGAAAAGGAACCACUAUGAAUUUCACAAGUCAUUGGAGAACCACACAACUGCAAUGAAAAUUGGAAUAGUAAGCAGCAGCAGUUGCACUAGGGCUGUCGCGGUGAAGGAAUUUCCCUUGCGGUAGUUUUGAGUGGCUCAAAAGCACGAUGACACAUACAAAUGUUUCUGGAGCAGAAAAGAAAAUGGCUUCUCAAUGGACUCGUGCAAACAGUGCAGAGAAGAAGGUGCCCCACACUCGCAUUGAGGAUGAAUCCGACAUACAGAAAAUCUAUUCCUUUGGGAGGAAAUUAGGUCAAGGCAACUUUGGAGUCGUCUGCGAAGCCACUCACAUUGAGACGCAGAGGAAGUGGGCAAUUAAGAAGGUGAACAAAGAGAAGGCAGGCACUUCUGGUGUAAAACAUCUGGAAAGAGAAGUGAGCAUCAUGAAACAAGUGAAACAUGAACAUAUUAUACAUCUGGAGGAAGUCUUUGAGACACCAAAGAGGAUGUACCUCGUGACUGAGCUUUGUGAAGGAGGCGAUCUAAAGGAUCUCCUGCAGAAGAACAAGCACUUCACUGAGGAGGAGACCAGGCACAUCAUCAAAAGCUUAUCUGAAGCUAUUGUUUAUCUGCAUAAAAAAGACAUUGUUCAUCGUGACCUCAAACUGGAAAACAUUCUUGUGAAGAGUUGUCACCAAGGCAACGAUAACGAUAUGGUCAAUAUCAAGGUCACAGAUUUCGGACUCUCUGUGCAGAAGGGUGGUGUAGGCAGUGAAAACAUGCUGCAGGCCACCUGCGGGACGCCUAUCUACAUGGCGCCUGAGGUGGUUAAUGGUCACCAAUACAGCCAGCAGUGUGAUUUGUGGAGCAUUGGCGUCAUCAUGUACAUGCUACUGUGUGGAGAGCCUCCUUUCAUUUCCAGCUCUAAGGAAAGGCUUUCUGAGAUGAUUAUGAAAGGAGAGCUCACUUUCUCUGGCCCAGUGUGGCACACCAUUAGUGAUGCAGCCAAAAAUGUAAUACGGUGUUUGUUGAAUGUUGACCCAGCUCACCGCAUCACGGCCAAUGAGCUGCUGGAUAACCCUUGGAUUUCGGGGGACACCUCCACCACUGUUACACGUACAAACGUCUUAGAGAUGAUGCGUCAGUUCCGGAACGCUCCAGAGGACGAAGAGAGUGUGGAGAUGAGUGAGGGACUGCAAAACCUCUCUCUCACUUCCUCUCAGGACAAAGGGUCAGGGCCGAGAACAUCUCAAGAGCUCUCAGUAACCCCAGCUCCUCCUGAGGACGUCAUAGACAGCAGCAGUAGCAGCAAACCCUCCACCCCAAAUAAGAAGCCUCUGAAGAAAAAACUAUCAGCCUCAUCCUCUAAUGGUGUUAAGAAGAGUGCGUCUGCUGCAAAAGCCUGCAGCACUUUGAAUACAUCCGCUGCACAGUCCCACACAGGUAACAAACCCCCUGCUCAGCCAAGCACAAAAAGCUACAGCAAGGCCUCCUCCAUCUCGGGAUCCUGUCUCAAACCAUCAUCAACAGAAGCAGCCUCUGCAGCAUCCAACUCAAGCAGGCGCGAAAGCUUGUCCCCACGUCCCUACACCACUUCCAUCCACCGUUCCACCAAUCCAGCCUUUGGCUUCCGGGCUAAAAAACACAGCUAGACUUCGGCGGUGAGACUGCUCGAGUAGUUGCGUUCAGUGCCAAAGGUGAGGAAUUCAAGGGGGCUGCUGCUGCAUGGUGGGCCCACUGGAUACACAAAUGACUCUUUAAGCCAGAACAGUUUUACAGUGAAGCAGAAGUAAAACUGUACUUCCUCCAAUGUGAAUGUGCUUUUAGUCUCCUUAGUAGGAUGGAUCUUAAUAGUCACUUUUUAUGAAGUAGACAGAGGCCCCCUCUUUUUAGGAUGAGCUACUAGAUGUUUUGGGGGGGUUGGCUGCUGCUUUAUUUUCAUGGACCUGGAACAGAUUAAGUCAUCAUGCCUAUUCAUGGCAUCUAACAUAAGGCGCAUAAUUCAUCUUUGCACAUUGAAUGCUAUUCUCUAGAGAAUAAAGGAAGUUCUUAUGUUUCAUCAUGAAGGACUGUGAAGAAUGUAUUGACUAUAACAGAGUUUAAUAGCUUUUGCUUUGUUUUGCAAUUAUAAAUAGGCAAUAACAGAGUAAUUUGAUGCAAUAUUCAAACAACAUAGUAUUCACCAUUUUUGACAAUAGUACGUGUAAAAACUGUCGAUUCAUUUUACGAACAUCUUGUUUCCUCUUCAGUCAUGCUAAUCACACCGGUCAUCUUUUGCCAAAUCACAUCAGGUAGCUGUUGUAUAUGAAUAGUUCUUAUUUGUUAUCCAUUAAAAAGAAGCCAUCC